Molecule: messenger RNA, 816 nt
Organism: Dendronephthya gigantea
Lineage: Eukaryota; Metazoa; Cnidaria; Anthozoa; Malacalcyonacea; Nephtheidae
Exons: 1
Coding region: 1-816 (271 amino acids)
Biological process (GO): DNA integration
Molecular function (GO): nucleic acid binding
Source: RefSeq, a predicted model, not a curated record
AUGAAGGUCAUUUCAGGACAAGAGAAAUGUCUCCUCCGAGCAAGAGCUGUCGUGUUUUGGCCAGAGAUUACGAAGGAUAUAAUCCAGGUUGUUGAAGGCUGUGAUGCAUGUCAGAAGCACCAACACAAACAGCAAAAACAGAAUAUACUUCAACCUGAACCACCUUGUUACCCUUGGCAGAUACUCAACUCCGAUCUGUUUGAGUACAAGGGUAAUUCAUAUUUGUUGCUAUCAGAUGAGUAUAGCAAAUUUCCCAUUGUCUGGAAGCUGAAUGGUACCUCAUCAUAUGCGAUUAUUAACUAUCUUAAGAGCAUUUUUGCGGAGUAUGGUAUUCCAGAAAAGCUUGUUACGGAUAAUGGACCGCAGUAUGCUUCCCGGGAAUUUCAGCAGUUUGCUAUAGUUUAUGGGUUUCAACAUACCACAAGUUCGCCUAUGUAUCCGCAAUCUAAUGGAUCCUCAGAACGUAUGGUCCAAACCGUGAAGAGUAUCCUGAAAAAAUGUGAUAAGGAUGGAACCGAUCCUUAUUUAGGACUGCUUGCCUAUCGUAGUUCGCCAGUCAGUCACCAGUUGAAAUCUCUGUCAGAGCUGUUGAAUAGCCGCAAGCUAAGAACAACCUUACCGAUAGCGAUGCGAGCCUGUGUGAAUGAUAAUACCAGCAUCACCAAGAGUGAGCUGCACCGACGACAGGAACAACAAGCACUGUACUAUAACCGCACAGCUGGACCAACCUUGAAGCCAUUUUCUGAAGGGGAACCUGUUAACAUCUAUGACCAUCAUAGUAAGACUUAUCAUAGUAGGACUCAUCAAACCCGCUAA